This is a messenger RNA of Larimichthys crocea (large yellow croaker), 1901 nucleotides long. RefSeq names its product phosphoglycerate dehydrogenase (gene phgdh). Gene Ontology annotation, biological process: L-serine biosynthetic process. Bases 148 to 1737 code for a protein of 529 amino acids. The transcript is spliced from 12 exons. Gene Ontology annotation, molecular function: phosphoglycerate dehydrogenase activity; NAD binding. The record is from RefSeq and is a predicted model, not a curated record. Lineage: Eukaryota; Metazoa; Chordata; Actinopteri; Sciaenidae.
CAUUCAAAACCAGCAGAGGGAAACAAAAAAAAAAACUUGCAGGGUCCAUCACUUCACAGAGGCAUCAUCAGCCAUUCAACACCAGUUGCCUCCACCAACCACUGACGGCACAGCGAGCUACCAAAACCCGGCGAGAAAACCCUCAAGAUGGCCCCUAUCUCCAUCCAGACUGUGCUCAUCAGUGAAAGUGUUGACCCCCGCUGCAAGGCGAUCCUGGAGGAGAAUGGCAUCCGAGUCACGGAGAAGCAGAACAUGAAGAAAGAUGAAUUAAUGGCGGAGAUUAAGAACUAUGACGGGCUCGUGGUUAGAUCUGCAACGAAGGUAACAGCUGAUAUUAUCAAUGCUGCUGACAAUCUCAAAAUUAUCGGGAGAGCUGGGACUGGUGUGGACAACGUGGACGUUGAUGCCGCCACCAAAAAGGGUAUUAUUGUCAUGAACACGCCAAGCGGUAACACAAUCAGUGCCGCUGAGCUGACAUGUGCCUUGCUGAUGAGCCUCUCAAGAAAUGUGCCUCAAGCUGCAAUGUCAAUGAAGCAAGGCAACUGGGAUCGCAAAAAGUUCAUGGGUGCAGAGCUGUAUGGCAAGGUACUUGGAAUAGUUGGACUUGGAAGAAUAGGAAAGGAGGUCGCCUCAAGAAUGCAGUCGUUUGGCAUGAAGACUAUUGGCUAUGAUCCAAUCACUCCUCCAGAGGUCACAGCCAGCUGGGGGGUGGAGCAGAUGUCUCUGGAGCAGCUUUGGCCCCAGUGUGACUAUAUUACUGUCCACACUCCGCUAAUGCCCUCUACUGUUGGUCUGCUCAGCGAUGAAACAUUUGCUAGAUGCAAGAAAGGAGUGAAGGUCGUGAACUGCGCACGAGGGGGUAUCAUCGACGAGGAGGCUCUCCUCAGAGCGUUGGAGUCUGGACAGUGUGGAGGCGCAGGGCUUGAUGUCUUUGUUGAGGAGCCUCCUAAGAACCGUGCAUUGGUCGACCAUCCUAAUGUCAUCAGCUGUCCUCACCUGGGAGCCAGUACGAAGGAGGCUCAAGCUCGCUGUGGGGAGGACAUCGCUCUGCAGAUUGUGGACAUGGUGCAGGGCAAGAAGCUGGUCGGAGCAGUAAAUGCACAGGUUUUGGCCAGCACGUUCUCCCAGGAAUCUCACCAACUGAUCAAACUCGGAGAAGCUGUCGGAGCUGUGCUGCAGUCAUGCUCCGCCUCCAAUAAACCAUGCAGCCAGGUCGAAAUUACUACUCUAGGGGAUUGCAUGAAGUCCUCCACCGGUUACAUGACUUCAUCGGUGCUGGUCGGACUGCUGAAUCAUGGAUCUGGAUGUUGCCCGAACCUCGUCAAUGUACUGAGCCUAGCUAAGGAGUCUGGAAUCACGGUAAACCACACCCACUGUAAGUCUGACGGGGCUGCCAGCGGUGUGUGUAAGGUGGAGAUUGUGGCCAGUGGCACCAGCUACAAAGCUAGUGGUUCAGUUCAAGGUGGCGUGCCAGUCCUACUGGGGCUGAGUGACAGUGUGUUCAGACAGCCAGUCUCUCUUACUGGAAACCUGCUGUUCAUCAAGGCCUCUGCAAACCCUCAGCUGCUGUCAUCAGUGGCUGGACUGCUUGCCACAGAGGGAGUGGAGAUUGAGUCCUUCAGCGCUCCUGCAGACCGCAGUGGGGAUCUGUGGUAUUGCGUGGGGGUGUCCUCCCUCCUGCGAGACCUCAGCGCCUUGCAGUCUUUGGUUAAGGAGGCGGCACAGCUCGCCAUUUAAAUGACAGCAGCCAACAAUGCAUUCUCUGAGUGUCUAACAUAACUGAUCCGUCUUGGUCUUUAGCAUUAACUUGUUCAGAAGUUGAACACUUGCAUUUUGAUAACAUUCCAGUGUUUAGAUGCUUUACAUGCACUUUGAAGUAAAAUUAAAUUAAAAAAAUGUCA